Molecule: messenger RNA, 1184 nt
Organism: Dipodomys ordii (Ord's kangaroo rat)
Lineage: Eukaryota; Metazoa; Chordata; Mammalia; Rodentia; Heteromyidae
Gene: Gapdh
Product: glyceraldehyde-3-phosphate dehydrogenase
Exons: 9
Coding region: 96-1184 (362 amino acids)
Biological process (GO): glucose metabolic process
Molecular function (GO): oxidoreductase activity, acting on the aldehyde or oxo group of donors, NAD or NADP as acceptor; NAD binding; NADP binding
Source: RefSeq, a predicted model, not a curated record
AGCCGCCCGCGGCCUGGCCCGCUGCUCUCCGCUCCUGCCAGCUUCCUGCGUGUCGCCUCCUCUCGUGCAGCGCAAGCCCGCGUUCCUGAGUCACGAUGGUGAAGGUCGGAGUGAACGGAUUCGGCCGCAUCGGGCGCCUGGUCACCCGCGCCGCCUGCUGCUCCAACAAGGUGGAGGUGGUGGCCAUCAACGACCCCUUCAUCGACCUCAACUACAUGGUGUACAUGUUCCAGUACGACUCCACGCACGGCCAGUUCAAGGGCAGCGUCAAGGCCGAGAACGGCAAGCUGGUCAUCAACGGCAAGCCCAUCACCAUCUUCCAGGAGCGAGACCCCGCCAACAUCAAGUGGGGCGACGCGGGCGCUGAGUACGUGGUGGAGUCCACGGGCGUGUUCACCACCAUGGAGAAGGCCGGGGCGCACCUGAAGGGCGGCGCCAAGCGCGUCAUCAUCUCGGCGCCGUCGGCCGACGCGCCCAUGUUCGUGAUGGGCGUGAACCACGAGAAGUACGACAACUCGCUCAAGAUCGUCAGCAACGCGUCCUGCACCACCAACUGCCUGGCGCCGCUCGCCAAGGUCAUCCACGACAACUUCGGCAUCGUGGAGGGGCUCAUGACCACGGUGCACGCCAUCACCGCCACGCAGAAGACGGUGGACGGCCCGUCGGGCAAGCUGUGGCGCGACGGGCGCGGCGCCGCGCAGAACAUCAUCCCCGCGUCCACGGGCGCCGCCAAGGCCGUGGGCAAGGUCAUCCCCGAGCUCAACGGCAAGCUCACGGGCAUGGCCUUCCGCGUGCCCACGCCCAACGUGUCCGUGGUGGACCUCACCUGCCGCCUGGAGAAGGCCGCUAAGUACGAGGACAUCAAGAAGGUGGUGAGGCAGGCGGCCGAGGGGCCCCUCAAGGGCAUCCUGGGCUACACCGAGGACCAGGUGGUGUCCUGCGACUUCAACAGCGACUCGCACUCGUCCACCUUCGACGCGGGCGCCGGCAUCGCCCUCAACGACCACUUCGUGAAGCUCAUCUCCUGGUACGACAACGAGUACGGCUACAGCAACCGCGUGGUGGACCUGGUGCCGGUGCGCGGACCGCGCCCCUCGGGACCGGAGCCGGAGUGGCCGGCACUGGAGACCCGGCCCAUCCGGGUCACCGCCCUGCCAGGGGCCCGCCCCGGGGGCGUGGCCUAG